AUGAAGAAACAAUUCUACAGGGUAAAACAACUCGCCGACCAAACAUUUUCUAGGUCUGGCAAAGGUGAGGUUUUGCCAGAUGAACUUCAAACUGCCGAUAGAAAGGUGGAACAUCUCAGAAAUGCUCUUCAGUUGGUCAGCAAAAGAUUGUCAACAGGAGCUGGAAAUACACAAGGGCAGGACCCUGCAGCUCGGGAGAAAAGGCUGAAGAAACUACCAGAAUAUUUACUGGGCUUGUCAAUGUGUGAAGCUAGUAAUUAUGAUGAUGAUGAUAGCAUUCUCAAAUAUAUUUUGCAUGAGUGUGGUAAAACAGAGAAGUUCUUAGCAAAUGAGAUAGCUGAGCAUGAAUUAAAAGUGGAACAGUUAGUCUGCGCGCCUUUAACAGCAAUAAGCGAAACAGACUUGCCAGCUAUCAUGAAGGCUAAAAAACACCUCAGUAGGCUUAUGAGCGAGAAAGAAUCAGCUGCUAGCAGAUACAAUCAUUUGGAGCGUCAAAAGGAGGAGAAUCCGACCAAACUAAGUGCUGCUCGUGAAGAGUAUGAAGAUGCCGGUAAUAAGGUGGAAGCCGCUAGAGACGCCCUUGCAGCUGAUAUGUUCGCGCUGGUCGCGAAAGAAGCGCAGCUAGCACACACGCUUCUGCAGUAUGUUAAAUUGCAGAGGGCCUAUCACGAAUCAGCUCUUCAUUCGCUACAAGACACAGUCCCAGAACUCGAGAGGUUUAUAAAUGACAGUUCAGUGAAGCCAGUGUUUGGUUAUCCGUUGGAAGAACAUUUGCGUGUUACGGGGCGAACCAUAGCUUUUCCCAUAGAACUGUGUGUUUGCACGUUACACGAGCUGGCAUUGAAUGAGGAAGGAUUGUUUAGGAUCGCUGGUGGUUCUUCGAAAGUAAGAAGGAUGAAGCUAUCCCUGGAUGCUGGUUUGUUCAAUGUGCCCCUACCUUCUGACUACAAAGAUAUGCACGUCGUAGCGUCGGUGCUCAAAUCUUACCUCCGAGAAUUACCAGAGCCACUAUUAACCUUUAGAUUAUACGAGAACUUCAUCCUGGCCUCCCGGCAGCCCACUGAACAAGCUCGACUCAACGCCCUAUGGGAAACCAUACAUCUACUCCCUGAGGCUAACUUCCGAAACCUUCGAUAUCUCAUAAAAUUUCUGUCUGCCUUGACACAAAAUCAAAGCACAAACAAGAUGACUCCGUCUAAUUUGGCUAUCGUGAUUGCGCCUAAUCUCCUCUGGGCGGUAGACGAAAGCACCUUCGAUAUGAACAUUACAACGGCCGUCAAUUGCGUAGUAGAACUUCUAAUCAAGCACGCUGACUGGUUCUUCAUUGAUGAAAUCAAUUUUUUCGUAAGCUUCACCAAAGAACACCUACUACCCGAUCAGUAUUCCGACCAAGAUUAUGGUUUUACUUCCACCUUCGGACAGGGAUUUAAUCAAACGGCCGCGUUAAACCAGGAACACAGCAACGGAGAUUACAAUAGCAUGAGUAAAUCUCUGUUCGAUUAUAACCAUCAAGUCCCAAAGACCUCGUCAGAUGGCCCCGGCCGGCACUCGCGAAGCAAUAGUCACGACACUAGUUUAAUUUUAGUAGAAAACGAUAUAAAGAAAGCACAAUCCAACAGUUCGCUAUCCGACCAGUCUAGUCCGCCGCACGGCAGUCCCAAACCAAUAAUGAGGCGGAAAAACAAACCGCUGGCACCUGUUCCUCCUAACUUUACGCCAGAUAAGAAAAAAGUCGAAGCACAAACUCAAGCGACAGAAGUAAAAGACCAAAACCCCGUUAAGGAGACAGAGAAACCCGCGAAACCACCGCGGCCUGUUAUUUCCGAGACUGGCAAAGUUAUAACGGGUGUCCAAACUAUUAACAGAUCCACGUACAGGCAGAACAAAGCUCUCAAAGAGGAAGCCCGCAGCGGGAGCAGGGAAAACUUAACGGAUGCCCGACGGCAAAGUUUUGAAUUCGAGAAAGACAAAUUUGACUUCAAAAACGAUAAAGAUGGAACGCUAGUUGUGAAAAGCGUAACAGCUCAAACCGGGGUAGUUGGGAGGAUGAAGAUUGUCGGAGAUAUAAGUGGGCCGGCGUCCCUCGGAGCGGAGAAAGAGAAACCGGUCCGAAUACAGAUUCCAAAGCCAACCGGUCAGCCACCACCCCGGCCGGUAGCAGCACCAAGGACGAUUGUUCCCGCUCCGGAAACGGAUGAAGUACAGUUACGUCACAAGCCAGCUGUCCCCGAACGACCGGCGACGCUGCGCCCGCAAAGCUUCCGCGGUCAAAGAUCCUCUCUAGCCGACGGCAAUGACGUCACACCUACAGUAUUAGAGCGGACUCACAUUUACACAGUUGAUAAACAACAUCCGACAGUAAUACAAGUAGGGGGGAACGAGGAAGAACCGCGGGCGACUGUGCAACGAACGCAUAGUUCUGGAGGAAAAGACGCCGAAUUGGAUGAACCAAAGUUAACGAACGCUAGUAGACAGCUCUCGCAGUCGGAUGGAAAUAUCACCGAUGGUCCCAAAUCUCCUCGAAGCCAGCCGUCCAGACCCCCCCGGCCGUUGGUCCCGGCGCCGCCGCCCCCAGUAGCUCAGCCUCAAAACGAGAGCACCGACCUCUAG
Messenger RNA from Leptosia nina, 2610 nucleotides. NCBI's taxonomy places the organism in Eukaryota, Metazoa, Arthropoda, Insecta, Lepidoptera, Pieridae. The record is from the annotation of a GenBank genome assembly.